UAGGCGCUGUCCUCGGUGCUGCAGGGUGCCGGGGGGCUGCUGCUUUCGGGCUGCCGACACACUUCGGGCUGACAGCCUCUUCGCGAUCAGCCCGUCGCCUCACUCCGAGUCGAGCCGCCGUGCCGUGCCGUGCGCUGCCUGCCUACCGGGCUUUCACUCUGCGUCUUUGCUGCUUUUUUGCUUCUUGAAAGUGUUAGAUGCGCUUCCGAAGCCGGAUGAACACACUCCAGUAGACAUGUGUGCGGGAAGAGGCUUGCUGAUGAAGCUGCUGCUGCUGGGUGUGCUGGAGAUGUGCGACGGAGGCUCCUCCCCAGAGGCAGCAGGGCAGAAGGGCAGCGUCACAGGGCUGGAGACGGACUGCCCCUCAUCCUCCCUGGGCCCAGGGACCUCCCCGGCUGGCCCCCCCAGCCACAGGCCCCUACUACGGGGCCUCCUCCUGCACCAGGCCCUGCUCACUAAAGACUUCCGGGGAGACCAGAGCUUCCUUGACGGCUUGGUGGGGAGCCCCGUCUCAAGCCAGACGGUGCCCCACGAGGACGCGCCCGCUUUCUCCGAUGUGGCGACCACCACUGUCACCAUGGUGACCGCAUCCCUGCAGGCGGGUGUGGUGACGGCGCCUGUCAGUACCGCUCCGGGCAGGGCGGGGGGCGAAGGGAGCCCCCCGGCCACCACAGGGACUCCAGUCACCACGGACUUCUUAACCACUCCUGUCACACAUGCUUCUUUGUCACCUGACACGGUUGUCACGCCGACUAGUCUUGCCCCGCCCAUCCUCACAACGCCAUCAAAGGAGCUUGUCCUGGACCCAGAGGAUGUCGCGAUGGGUAAAAGUGACGGUCUGGUGAUGACCACAACACCACAACUGUCUCUGCAAGAUGUCCCUGAGAAAAGCACAGCACCCACCACUGUAACGACCCCCCAGCCCAUGACGGAGCAUCCUGCAGUUGCCUGUGGCAUCAAUCUGACUGCCCCGGACAGCUUCGUCAAGGUGGCCCUGAGGGACUCCGCUUCGGACUGUACCUACUCCAUGACGGUCUACCUGGGCUAUGGGGUCGAGAUCCAGGUACUGGAGGUUAACCUGCUGCCUGGGGACACUGCGACUCUGGAUGAUCUGGGGGCCACGGGACCCUCCUUGCUGGCCAAUGAGUCCAUCCUGACCGCCGGACUGGUGCUGCAGAGCCGAAGCAAUCAGGUGUCCAUCCGCUUCCAGGGCAAAGGUCACGGGCAGCAAGCCGGCUCCUUCCUGCUGCACUACCAAGCCUUCGUGCUCAGCUGUCCUUUCCCUCAGCGGCCGGCCCAGGGGGAUGUGUCCGUCACCAGUCUCCAUGCUGGUGGCGAGGCCUACUUCUACUGCCUCAGCGGAUACCAGCUUCACGGCCCCCCCGCGCUCACGUGCCGCAAUGCGACUACGCCCUACUGGAGUGGCAAGGAGCCCCGGUGCCAAGCCUCCUGCGGCGGAGUGGUGAGGAAUGCCACGAUCGGCCGAAUCGCCUCGCCCGGUUUCCCUGCCAGCUACGACAACAACCUGACCUGCCACUGGGUGGUGGAGGCACCAGAAGACCAUCGGUUGCACAUUCACUUCGAGAAGGUGGCCCUGGCGGAGGACGACGACAGGCUCCUGAUAAAGGACGGGGAUAACAUUGACUCGCCGCUGCUGUAUGACUCGUACGAGGUGGAGUACCUCCCCAGCGAGGGCGUUGUCAGCUCCUCCCGCUGCCUGUUUGUCGAAUUCAACACGGAUGGGUCCGGAACGUCCACCGGCGCCGCUGUCCGAUACGAAGCCUUCGCCCAGGAGAACUGCUACGAGCCUUUCCUCAAGCAUGGCAACUUCAGCAGCAGUGACCCGACCUUCGCUGUGGGCGCCGUGGUGGAGUUCUCCUGCGAGGCCGGCUACACCCUGGAGCAGGGCUCCGUCACCAUCGAGUGUGUGGCCCCCAACGGGCCACAGUGGAACGAGACAGAGCCGGCCUGUCGAGCCGUCUGCAGCGGGGACAUCACAGACUCCACUGGGGUGGUCCUCUCACCCAACUGGCCCGAGACCUACGACCGGGGUCAGGACUGCAUCUGGGGGAUCCAUGUGGAGGAAGACAAGAGGAUUAUGCUGGACGUCCAAGUCCUCCGCUUGGGCAGGAGGGAUCAGCUGACCUUCUAUGACGGCGACGACCUAACGGCCAACAUCCUGGGUCAGUACAGCGGCCCCGGGGCCCGCGUGCGGCUCUACACCUCCACGGCUGACGUCACGCUGCAGUUCCAGUCCGAUCCUGCGGGUGACACCUUUGCAUAUGGCAACGGCUUCGUCGUGCGCUUCUUCGAGGUCCCCCGGAACGACACGUGCCCAGAGCUCCCGGAGAUCGCCAACGGCUGGAAGAGCACCUCCCACCCAGAGCUGGUGCACGGCACAGUGGUGACCUACCAGUGCUACCCUGGCUUCCAGCUGUGGGCUGGGGCUGAAGUCCUGAUGUGCCAGUGGGACCUGACAUGGAGCGGAGAUGUGCCCAGCUGCCAGCGUGUGACGUGGUGUUCGGACCCCGGUGCAGUGCAGCACAGCCGCAGGGUGACGUCGGGGGCUCACUUCGCCGUGGGGGCUACGGUCCAGUACGUCUGCGACAAGGGCUACGUGAUGACGGGCGACGGGACACUCACCUGCCACGCCCGGGACGCCGCCAGCCCCAAGUGGAGCGGGCGGCCACCCAAGUGUGUCCCUGAAAAGUAUGAGCCCUGCAGGGCCCCCGGCACCCCCCGCUACAGCAUCCAGAGCACAGAGAAGCAGUUUUACCAAGCUGGGGAGACCCUGCUCUACAACUGCCUGGCUGGCUACCAGCUGCAGGGGGAUGCCACCAUCCGAUGCAUCCCCGGACACCCCUCACAGUGGAGUGGCCCGCCCCCUGUCUGUAGAGAGCCUUCUUCAGACUCUUCCUCAAAGCACCAGUUGGAUGCAUCCAGCGCAGUCUUCAGCUCAGAGUGGGCAAACGUAGGCGUCGCCAUCCUGGCUCCUGCUGUUGUCUUCCUGGCUGUUAUCGUUGGGAUAUACAUCUACUUUUCAAAGUUCCAGGGCAAGUCUCUCCGGCUACCCCUAUCGUCUACGCCGCCAUACGACAACAUGACAGAGUCCGCCUUUGACAACCCCAUUUAUGAGACUGGAGACUCCAGGGAGUAUGAGGUCUCCAUUUAAUGACCCUUGCGUGGGGCAGGGAGGCAGGGGGGGCAGCUCCCAUGCUUUUCCCUGCCUCUUGGAAACAUCGCCGCAGCUCACGUCACCCCUCAGCCACCACGGACUCCCCUUCAUCUCCUUCCCCUUUCCCUUCGCUCCUCUUCCUCCUAUCUGGCUGCUGUAAAAUAUCCUGCCUGUUUGAGGAAGCCAAUGUCGCAAAGAGAACGGGAGGGUUGUGCUUUUGUUUUUUGUCUAUUUUUAAAUUCUGAAACAAUUUCUAGUUUUAACUGUUUAAGGAAUUAUUAAGACUGGGAACCACAGAACUUUUUUUUAUUUGUCCAUUUGCUCUGCAAAUUAAGUGUGAUGUAAGCAGCCUGCAAAGCACCAUGGGAAUAGGACGUCGUUCUGUACUCUGACCCGAGAAGAGAACAUUCCAACAUGGGGCAAACCCACGUCAUUGGACUCCAGCUUAUAAGCACAACAGUGGAGAGGUGCGGUACGUGUGGAAGCUGUUGGAGGGAUCUGUGCUGAGGCCGGAUUCCUCACCUCAAGGUCACUCACGUGACCCAUCCUCUUUUUGUUUCCAUGUAACGUGUAAUUCUCUGAAUCCCAAAAUGCUGCCAUUCGAUGCCCAAAGGCCCUGACAUGGGUGACACAGCCUGAAGAAAACCGGACAGUAUCUCUGGGCCUCACCCUACAUCCUUGCCCUCCUUACUGGAUUUACCGGAAGGUCACACAGGGCUCGUUUCCACUGGGUUGCCCCCCCCCCCCCCAAUCUGUUUGCCCACUUCAUUUACUCUUAGUUGACCUACGUGGUACACAAAUAAGAACACCUGAGCAUGAAAGAGAUUUGCCAGUUUUCAUAUAAUUUCAUAUAAAAAAUAUUUCAUCUCGGAAAUAUUCACUGGGGUGUGUGUGUGUGUGGGGUUGCUCAUUUUAUGAACAGAGGAUCAAUUAAAUGAGGGGUUGCAACUUUGCCUGUCGCUAAAAUAGAUUAUAUGUGCAGAAAAACCAACUGAACUCAAAACUACAAUCAGCACUGUGUUCCCAAGGUACCAUCUGAGUAUCACAUGUAGAGAGAAUGUAAGUACCUCUGCCUGGAUUAUUCCAGAAAAGUUCAGGGAGCCCCUCUGUGUGCUUCCUAUGGUUUUAAAUGCUGAUUCUUGUUAUGCUGUAAUUUUGCACAACCUGCUUAUAGAUGACAACCUGAAGAUAAAAUGUUCAACAGGCUGGUGUGUUGAACGUGAGGCUCGCUUUUAAUUUGUGUGACAUUUUUAUGUUGAAAUGUCGUCGUUAAUAUCACUUAACAUGUGCAGGGUGACUGGAAGACACUGAACCAAGUCCACAAAACACCCAACACUGACUGGACUGAGUGAAUUCCUUUGGAAUUUACAUGUGUUUGAGCUCCUUGUAAACUCACAAUGUAUGACACAAGUUUUUGGAUACAGUUACAAAUUGCCAUUGAUUUUACAAUUAAUAUUUCAUAGUUUAAGAGUGAAUAUCUUACUUGCAGAUUGCUGUUGACCAUUAUUAUGAUUCUCAAACUCAUAUGGUAUGAUUUGUGUCCACUGUCAGCUUGUGUAAUAGUGUAAUAAUAUGGAUGAGCACACAUGGAAACUGAUAAGUAAAUACAUUAAUAUUGAAGUUUCUUCAGUAACAUUAAGCUAAUUAUGGAAGGCAGUGUUUCAAUAUGGCUUCGGAUGUGAUUCUUUUCUAAUGAUGGUUCAGUGGACAGCAAUGCUGCCUCAUACCCUCAGGUUCUGGGAUCCCAAUCUUGUUGAGAAACAUGCAGCUAAUUUAACCGGCAUCCCUAAUGCUGCCACUGGUGCGUUUACUGUGACGGACUGGCAUUAGCUCCAGCAAACCCACCAUGUCCCUGUUUUGUAUUUUUUCUUCUUGAAUGGCUCAAAAGCAGAAUAAUUCAGCAAUAAACGUUGCAAAUAAGGAAAGAAGACGAAACAUCCCUCAUACAGCUACGGAACUUAAGGUAAUAUGGUUCUGAGUGGCAUACUGCGUCAUUGGUAUGGGGUACCGAAACUCUCAUAUGACACCAAAGUUAAUGAGUAUAUUAGUAGAUGUACGAUGCAGCGGGCGCAUAAGUUUAUUAUAUUAUGAAGUCCAAACCGGGCCCACAUGCGUUAUAUUACUGUUUUAACAUUCAAAUGGAAGACCAGUGAUCGAAACACUGUUACAAUAUUAAACUACAUAAAUGAAAUGACCGGACCAUGGGAUGAUUUGGUACCAAGUUAAUGUCCUCGUGUAAUAUCUGUUCAUUUAUGCUUUACAUCUUCUGAUACAUUCUGCCAAUGCCGCAAUUAAAACAGCAAAUCAUGUGAUA
This is a messenger RNA of Brienomyrus brachyistius, 5489 nucleotides long. RefSeq names its product seizure protein 6 homolog. Gene Ontology annotation, biological process: regulation of dendrite development; synapse maturation. The coding region runs from base 236 to 3172 and encodes 978 amino acids. Gene Ontology annotation, cellular component: dendritic spine; dendritic shaft; neuronal cell body. NCBI's taxonomy places the organism in Eukaryota, Metazoa, Chordata, Actinopteri, Osteoglossiformes, Mormyridae. The transcript has 17 exons. The record is from RefSeq and is a predicted model, not a curated record.